Molecule: messenger RNA, 360 nt
Organism: Penicillium daleae
Lineage: Eukaryota; Fungi; Ascomycota; Eurotiomycetes; Eurotiales; Aspergillaceae
Exons: 2
Coding region: 1-360 (119 amino acids)
Source: RefSeq, a predicted model, not a curated record
AUGAGUCGGAGGAUUCCCAACGAUUCCGUGGACGCAUAUACAACUACAGAUCAACAGGCAUCGCCCGCAGCUGGUCCAUUGAAGCAUGAGGCAUCGACGACAUUCAAUUCUUUUGGAUUCCGCAAAGGCAACGUGAGCAAGGCAACGCGAGGUGACUAUAGCAUGACCAUUCUUUGGAGACACGGUACCUGGCCGUUACGAACGACUAAGCGUGGGUUGCAGGUCCCGCUUUGGUAUGGCGGGAUGGCUUCAGGAAGAGAGCGUAUCAGAGCAGCGUCAUCAGAUUGCUUCGUGAAGGAGAUCGAGACGAAACUUUCAGAGUAUCUUUAUUUACGUUGUGGAGACUAUGACCAGGGAUAG